Messenger RNA from Momordica charantia (bitter melon), 2433 nucleotides. Its product is annotated as beta-1,2-N-acetylglucosaminyltransferase II. NCBI's taxonomy places the organism in Eukaryota, Viridiplantae, Streptophyta, Magnoliopsida, Cucurbitales, Cucurbitaceae. Gene Ontology annotation, cellular component: Golgi stack; Golgi membrane. Gene Ontology annotation, molecular function: alpha-1,6-mannosylglycoprotein 2-beta-N-acetylglucosaminyltransferase activity. Gene Ontology annotation, biological process: protein N-linked glycosylation; oligosaccharide biosynthetic process. The record is from RefSeq and is a predicted model, not a curated record.
UUUUCAUCAAGCUUGAACAUUUUUUGGACUAAACAAAAGCAGCUUCCAGACAACCUUAAACCUCGCAUUGUAGCUCGAUUUGGAGCUGAGAGCUGGAUCCUUCGAAAAAUGUUGAGUCCAUUGAAGAGAAAUCCCAACUUUCGAUCCUAUUCCAUGGAGCUAGCGGGUGCGAAGGGCAAGAAUUCAGCCUUCUGAUUGACUCAAAACUUUUCCACGAAGAAAAUUCGUCGCUUGUGGCACGAAUUCAUCUCUUUCUACCUCAAUUUCCCUUUCAUAUUUCACUGUUCAGCUGAGUCUUUCCUCUAACUUCCACUCCAUUGAUUGCUUCUGAGAUAAGCCACCAUUUAUUUCCAACGCCGAAGUGGGAAAUUUCACCUUCGUCCUCUUCACUUUCUCGCCAAACCCCUCGAAUCGCCGCCCCUGAUCUUCAACAUAACCCUUCUCCGAAGCAAUUUAUUGCUUCAAUUCCUAUUUUCCGGUGACCCCACGUCGCCAACAGUUGGUGGAAUUUCUUGAACAGCCUUGUUUUUGUUCCUUUUUUUCCUUUUUCCCAUCUUGUUUCUGCGUUGGCAAAGCUUGGCUGGUGAAUCAGAUUUGGGUCUGUGGAGAGGAGCUCUGAUUCUGGUCAUGGGUUAAGAAGAAGAAGAAGAAGAAGAUCUACUUGCUUCGAGCUUGGAGGCUGUAAUGGAGGUUUUUGAUCCUUACUCUUGUGUAUUCAGUCUCUUCUCGAAUGGUUAAAGGCUGUUUUUUAUGUUUCUGUUUUGAAGCCAUUGACGCCUUUGCUUUAGCUCUAAAUAGCGGUAUUUGAAGCUCUUUUGUAUUAAUUAAUCAUGGCUAUUAAUCAGAAACCUCGCCUGAAAGAUGCUGCUCUUAAACGUUUUAAAUUGGUAGUUCUUGUGGCAUUAUUGGUGUUUGUGCUGUUUUUGAUCCUUGUGGAAACGAAUUCGUUCCAGAAUUUCGGUCCUUGGUUUUCUGAUGAUCCUUAUCUUGGUUAUGAUCAUUUUGAUCCUAAAGUACUCAGGCUGCCCAAACAAAGUGAGUUGUCGAUUCGUUUGGAGAAGAGAAACUGGUUGCCACCCCGAAACUUAGAUCUAUAUCCAAAGCUAGCCAAGGAUCAUAUACCUAUUGUACUUUACGUGCACAACCGACCGCAGUAUCUCCGAGUGGUAAUCGAAAGCCUGUCCAAAGUUGUAGGAAUAAGUGAAACCUUGCUUAUUGUUAGCCAUGAUGGAUAUUUUGAAGAAAUGGACAAGCUUGUCCAGAGCAUUAGAUUUUGCCAAAUGAAACAGAUUUUUGCCCCCUACUCUCCUCAUCUCUUUCCCAACAGCUUUCCCGGAGUGUCGCCUGGAGACUGUAAGGGCAAGGAUGAUGAUAAGAUAAUACAUUGCAGAGGGAAUCCUGAUCAGUAUGGAAACCAUCGGUUGCCUAAAAUCGUUUCGCUAAAGCACCAUUGGUGGUGGAUGAUGAACACAGUGUGGGAUGGGUUGAAUGAGACGCGAGGGCGGUCAGAUCAUGUUCUGUUUAUCGAAGAGGAUCAUUAUAUAUUGCCAAAUGCAUAUCGGAAUCUGCAAAUACUUGUAGAAUUAAAGCCUAAAAAGUGUCCUGAAUGCUAUUCUGUGAAUCUAGCUCCUUGUGAUGUGAAAUCAAGAGGAGAGGAUGGGAAUUUUCUUUUUGCCGAGAGGAUGGGAAAUAUCGGCUAUGCUUUCAAUCGGACGACUUGGAGGAAAAUCCAUAAAAAAGCAACAGAGUUCUGUUUUUUCGAUGAAUACAAUUGGGAUAUAACGAUGUGGGCAACAGUUUAUCCCUCAUUUGGUAACCCUGUUUACUCACUACGAGGGCCUUGGGCGAGUGCAGUUCACUUUGGCAAAUGCGGUUUACACCAAGGUCAUGGGGAAAUGGAUAUUUGUUACGACAAUGGCGUGUUAAACAUUGACGUUAGAGAUGUCGACAAAGUUGCCAACAUUAAUUCUGAGUGGGAAGUAGAUUUCUUCAAAAAUCAGCCUGGCUAUGGGGCUGGUUUCAGAGGUUGGGGAGGUUGGGGCGAUGAAAGAGACCGUCAGUUGUGCCUAAAUUUUGCUCGCAUGUAUUCUUCCACGUCGAACGUCUCUCGUUCCUGAAGGUUUGAUGAGUGAAUAGUUUUUCGACUUGAACUAGCCUAGCAUAAGGAUAACCAGACCCAGACUUCUGUGUUGUUUUGUUACAUAAUUACUCAAAACUCAUUAUCUGUAGGUCUAUUGACAGUGUCUGUACUUCAUUCAAGAGUCACAUUUUCGAUCAUGCAUGUAACGGGAAUGAGGYUUCCGAUGCUUAUGGAAAAUGAUAUGGUAGAACUAUUCCUCUUUCGAGUGAGGUUUCCGAUGCUUAUGGAAAAUGAUAUGGUAGAACUAUUCCUCUUUCGAGUUCGGGUUAUAGACUGUCAAUAAUCUUCAACUU